ACUACACCAGCAGGAGGAACUACACCAGCAGGAGGAACUACACCAGCAGGAGGAACCACUCCGGCGGGAGGAACUACACCAGCAGGUGGAACUACACCAGCGGGUGGCACCACUCCACCAGGUGGAACAACCCCUUCUCCUUUACCCAGAUUAUAUGCUGCCCUUCAGAAUAAUAUUAAUCUGCUUAAUGCUAUGAACGAAUUAGCAAAAACAGUUCAAGAUUUAUUAACUUCUCUAAACAGUAUCCAGAAUGCAAACACGGGAAGAAGACACCGACGUAGUGUUAGCGACAUCGAGAGCCUCAUCAGUUUAAUAGCACAAGCGAUUACAGCUGUUGAGAGUGGUAACACGACAGCUGUGCUCUCAUUAACAGAUGAAAUAAAGACGAAGACAAGUAUCGUUUCAGAUCUUGCAGUAGCAGCUGCAAGCAAUGCAACACUCGCAAGUGAACUACAAGGAAGCGUAGGCAAUGCAGUCAGUGGGAUUAGUAACCUACAGGGAGCCAUCACAACGAAAGACAAAGAAGUCCAAAAAAACAUUGACACAAUACAGCAGGAUAUCAACCAGCUUGGGGGAACUACCGUUGAUGUAACAACUAUUGAUUUUGACGUUAUAACAGACGGCGGCAACAAUGAAGAAACUACUACCAAGGCAGAGGACACCACCACCGUGGACACGACUGAAGAAACUACACUAAUGGACACUACAACAGUCGAUACCACCUUGAUUGAUACCACAACGAUGGACACUACGAUAGUAGAUACUACCACUGUCGAUACCACCUUGAUUGAUACCACAACGAUGGACACUACCAUAGUAGACACUACAACAGUCGAUACCACCCUGAUUGAUACCACAACGAUGGACACUACGAUAGUAGAUACUACCACUGUCGAUACCACCUUGAUUGAUACCACAACGAUGGACACUACCAUAGUAGACACUACAACAGUCGAUACCACCCUGAUUGAUACCACAACGAUGGACACUACCAUAGUAGACACUACAACGGUAGAUGUCACAAGCAUCACAGUCGAUACCACUACAGCAGACAUUACCACAACAGAAGAUACUACUGCCGUUUUUUAUAGUACCACCACCACAGGAGGUAUCAGUACAAUUGACACCACCACACCAGAUGUCAUCACAACUGACACCACCACAGAUGUCAGCACAAUUGAUAUCACCACAGAAGACGUCACUACAGUUGAUAGCACUACAGUAGACAGCACAGAAGCCCCAACCACCACGGAAGCCCCAACUACCACGGAAGCCCCAACUACCACGGAAGCCCCAACUACCACGGAAGCCCCAACUACCACGGAAGCUCCUACUACCACGGAAGCUCCAACCACCACGGAAGCUCCAACUACCACGGAAGCCCCAACUACCACGGAAGCCCCAACUACCACGGAAGCCCCAACCACCACAUCCAGCUCUACGUCAACAAAUGGAUAAAGAAUCAACCCGUAACGCAGAGGCGACAUCGACUGGACAAUGCCAUUAUCUGAAAAAGAUAAAAAGAAAAAAAAAUCAUGAAAAAAAUUAAAUUGCAGCCAAUACAGACGCCAUAUUCUUGUGAAGAAGUACACACUUCCAAAUGAAUAUAAGUUUCUGUAAACAUUUAUAUGUGUAUGUCUUUCUACUGUCGUAAAAUAUGUACCUCCUGACAAAUUUACUUGUUAGCAUAAGAAAAAAAAUCCUAGUUACUGAUAAAGUUUUAUGAAAU
Penaeus indicus is the source of this 1729-nucleotide messenger RNA. Its product is annotated as mucin-2-like. The transcript has 2 exons. Bases 193 to 1458 code for a protein of 421 amino acids. Lineage: Eukaryota; Metazoa; Arthropoda; Malacostraca; Decapoda; Penaeidae. The record is from RefSeq and is a predicted model, not a curated record.